Molecule: messenger RNA, 1796 nt
Organism: Mycena citricolor
Lineage: Eukaryota; Fungi; Basidiomycota; Agaricomycetes; Agaricales; Mycenaceae
Source: the annotation of a GenBank genome assembly
CUUGUAUCCAGUCGCUCACCGUCUUGCUUCUUUACUAUAACAAUGCCCAAAUUCCCUUGGGAUGUGUUCUCCGCCAACACAUUGCGUCCCAUGGUUGCAGAUAUCCUACGACAGCGCCAGGGAAAUGGCCCUGCGCUCAAGCUGGACAAACAGGAAUCACUUCAGCUGCUACAAAAGAUCGAGUCGGAUGGACUGAACUCGGCUCUCAGAAGUCUGUCCGCACAAUCGAAAGAAUCCAAACAAUCAACGAGAAAGCGAAAACAGGAAGAGCCACCUGUUGAGGAAGCCAGGCCAAGCCGCAAACGAGGAAAACAGGUGCUUGAGUCUCCAGAGCCCUCGAUUUCGGCGCCAGCCAGGAUGUCGCUCCGUUCUCAGAAGACUGAUGCGCCGGAGCCGGCCCAUUCUCGUUCACUCGUUUCAAGUACCGCUAUCAGUGUUGGAAGAAGCACCCGCCGAACUCAAAUCGCGCCAGUGCAUACCUCAGCACCCGAAGAAGCGAGGAAGACCAGAACAUGGCGUGUCCUUGAGAAAGCCUCCGAGCCAUUCUUGUCGCCCUCCAAGCGCCAAAGAGUGCCGAGAAUUCUAUCUUCACCCCAGCCUCUAAUCGCAUCCAAGCGAACAUCCAGAGCGGCUGGCAGGAAGAAAUCGACCUCGGCUAUAACCACCAGCCAUGGAAUGUCCACAGUGACAAGAGGGGUCGGCAGGAAGACCAAGGCCAAGGUCAUCGGCACUGCGAGACCUCCUCGACUGUCGCGAGCCGCUCGGAAGUCCGUGAGCAGCAAACCUGCUUCUGUGUUCGACGGAGUGGAACUCUUGCGCGCAAAGCGGCUGGCUGGCGGGAACGAGGCGACCACAGCGGACGAGGGGAACCCUGCAGGUGGACAUGAUGGGGAUGAGGACCGAGACGCCGAGGGGGAUGUCGAGGCCGACGUUCCUCAGGCAGACCAUCAAUUUGACGCCUCGAGCUCUGAGAUGUCGAAUUCGAACAAAGAGAACGAAGCGGAACCGAGUACUUUGACGGGUAUUGCGGAUGCGGAAACACCUAGGACUGAUCUUCUUGAUGAUCUGCUGGUGUCAGAAGGCACUCCUGCGCCGCAAAUAGGUGUGCCACCUGUGGAAGCACGGGACAUUGGGCUGGGUACGAUCUGUUCCUCUGUGCCGUUUGCAACCCUGACACUGAGGGCAGCAACGGGAUCCCCGACACCACAUAUAAACGUCGAAGCUAUGGGGUCGGAAGAAAAUCAGGUACAUCACCCGAUGCAGCCUGGUGGAAGUAAUAUUACAGCGAAUUUGUUGACAAUCCAAACUCAAGGUGCUCGCGCCACAAGCGUUGAUUUGAAUCCCGAAUACAGCAUCCAAGUGUUCUCCCCGGGCAGCGUUCAACAUAAUCCAGACGAAGAGCAGUGGGUUCCAGAUCGUUUCCAAGACGGGCAUCCAGCUGGCCCGACCUCAGCAGGCGACGGUCUCGCGGCCUUGGAUUGAUGAUUAGGCGUGGAACCCAUAUACAGCCUACUGGCUUGUGUAAACCACCUUUUGUAUGUACUUGAUGAUCCUUCACUUUCUGCUGUGAUGCAUCUUGAAAUUAUCAGUGUGAGCCUGAUAGUAAUGUCGACUGUUGAACGCAAAUCUAUAUCUUUCUACAAUAUAUUCCUUGGGCAUGCUCCUCCAGACGAACCCCAUACCAAUUUGUCUUAUCAGCUGGGAGCCAACGGAUGGAUGGAAUGAGCUGCACAGAUGCCGGAGCAUCACCUCUGCAUAUACACUACCUGCCAAUAGGAUGACUAGCAGAAACCUUU